AUGUCGAAUGAAAAGCGAUCCAAUACGUUAUUAAACUACAAUUUUUCUUCCAAAAAAAUGCGUACUGCUACUGAAAAUUCAACACAAGAUUCGAAUACACCUGCAAUUAGUGCAAUUACAACUACAACAACUAAUGAUGAUUCUAGUUUAUUUUUAUCCAGUGAUUCUGAAGAUUUAGGCCAGGUGAGUGAUGAAGUUAAUUUUAAUGCCGAAACUUGUGUUAUUUUACGUUAUAAAUAA
Molecule: messenger RNA, 240 nt
Organism: Rotaria sp. Silwood2
Lineage: Eukaryota; Metazoa; Rotifera; Eurotatoria; Philodinida; Philodinidae
Source: the annotation of a GenBank genome assembly